Messenger RNA from Callithrix jacchus (white-tufted-ear marmoset), 2628 nucleotides. RefSeq names its product BTB domain containing 2 (gene BTBD2). Lineage: Eukaryota; Metazoa; Chordata; Mammalia; Primates; Cebidae. Gene Ontology annotation, biological process: neurogenesis. Gene Ontology annotation, molecular function: protein binding. The record is from RefSeq and is a predicted model, not a curated record. Gene Ontology annotation, cellular component: cytosol; P-body.
CGCCGCAGCGACAAGAUGGCGGCGGGUGGGAGCGGCGGGCGCGCGUCGUGCCCGCCGGGGGUCGGGGUCGGCCCGGGCGCAGGGGGCGGCCCCGGGCCCAGCGCCAACGCCGCCGCCGCCGCCUCCGCCCCGGCCCCCGGCAACGCGGCCGCCGCCGCCGCCGCCGCCGCCGCCGCCGCUCCCCCCGGCCCCGCCGCGCCCGCCCCGCCGGGCCCCGGGACAGACGCGCAGGCCGCGGGCGCGGAGCGGGAGGAGGCGGCGGGCCCGGGGGCGGCGGCGCUGCAGCGCGAGCCCGCGUACAACUGGCAGGCCACCAAGCCCACCGUGCAGGAGCGCUUCGCCUUCCUCUUCAACAACGAGGUGCUGUGCGACGUGCACUUCCUGGUGGGCAAGGGGCUCAGCUCGCAGCGCAUCCCGGCGCACAGGUUUGUGCUGGCCGUGGGCAGCGCCGUCUUCGAUGCCAUGUUCAAUGGGGGGAUGGCCACGACGUCCACGGAGAUAGAGCUGCCUGACGUGGAACCUGCUGCCUUCCUCGCCCUGCUCAAGUUUCUCUACUCGGACGAGGUGCAGAUCGGCCCGGAGACGGUGAUGACCACGCUGUACACCGCCAAGAAGUACGCGGUGCCGGCGCUCGAGGCCCACUGCGUGGAGUUCCUGAAGAAGAACCUGCGAGCAGACAACGCCUUCAUGCUGCUCACGCAGGCUGGAGUGCAAUGGCACCAUCUCGGCUCACUGCAUCCUCCGCCUCCAGGGUUCAAGCGAUUCUCCUGCCUCAGCUUCCUGAGUAGCUGGGACUACAGGCGCCUGCCACCACGUCCAGCUAAAAAAAAAGCGCGACUGUUCGAUGAGCCACAGCUGGCCAGCCUGUGCCUGGAGAACAUCGACAAAAACACUGCGGACGCCAUCACCGCGGAGGGCUUCACCGACAUCGACCUGGACACGCUGGUGGCCGUCCUGGAGCGAGACACGCUGGGCAUCCGUGAAGUGCGGCUGUUCAACGCCGUCGUCCGCUGGUCCGAGGCCGAGUGUCAGCGGCAGCAGCUGCAGGUGACGCCCGAGAACAGACGGAAGGUUCUGGGCAAGGCCCUGGGCCUCAUCCGCUUCCCACUAAUGACCAUCGAGGAGUUCGCUGCAGGCCCUGCACAGUCAGGCAUCUUGGUGGACCGAGAGGUGGUCAGCCUCUUCCUGCACUUCACCGUCAACCCUAAGCCGCGAGUGGAGUUCAUCGACCGGCCCCGCUGCUGCCUGCGCGGGAAGGAAUGCAGCAUCAGCCGCUUCCAGCAGGUGGAGAGUCGCUGGGGCUACAGCGGCACCAGCGACCGAAUCAGGUUCUCAGUCAACAAGCGUAUCUUCGUGGUGGGAUUUGGGCUGUACGGAUCCAUCCAUGGGCCUACGGACUACCAAGUGAACAUCCAGAUCAUCCACACGGACAGCAACACUGUCCUGGGCCAGAAUGACACGGGCUUCAGCUGCGACGGCUCGGCCAGCACCUUCCGUGUCAUGUUCAAGGAGCCGGUGGAAGUGCUGCCCAACGUCAACUACACGGCCUGCGCCACGCUCAAGGGCCCAGACUCCCACUACGGCACCAAAGGCCUGCGCAAGGUGACACACGAGUCGCCCACCACGGGCGCCAAGACCUGCUUCACCUUCUGCUACGCGGCCGGGAACAACAACGGGACGUCUGUGGAGGACGGCCAGAUCCCCGAGGUCAUUUUCUACACCUAGGCCGCCCCACACGGUCCCUCCUCCACGGGGACAGCCUCAGCCCCAGGCUGUGCCGCCCUGCGUGGGGCAGGGCCCCGUGUCCCCCCGGCCACUGUCCACUCCACGCCACCUUUCUCAGCAUGAGGAAGGGGCUUCCCUGUGUUCACCACAAUGAGUGCAGCCGGGGAGGCAGCGGGGCCAGUGGCCAGGCCCUGUGGAGACAAUCCCUCAGGACUGGGGACAGGGCUGUGCCGGCCUGGGCCGGGCCCAUGGGCCCGCAGCUCAGGGCACCUGCCCAAGUCGCCCCAGUGUGCGGCGGGCCUUCCCCAGGAUUCCCUUUGCUGCACAUGACAAUGCACCCCUGCUGGGGCUGGCCUGGGUGGCGCCGCUCCUAGAGCCGCCAGUUCCAGACCUGGCAUUCAUUUUGUUCCUUGGGACACUGGGGCCCCCUGACCCCAGCCUGCAGGGCGAUGCCUGGAGCUGGCCCGAGUUCCGAGCGGCUCAAGGGUAGGGUGGCCCCUGCUGGCUGCGCCCUGGCCCAGGGGGGCAGUAGUUCGAGGCUCCCAUCCUCAUCCACCUGAUGGGCGCAUCCCAGGUCCAACUCUGUCCAGCCUCCCUGGGUGGGACCCAGACCCUGUGCCCCAGAGCUCCCCUGCUACAGGAUGGGGCCCCGGCCGGCCCAAGUGGGUCCAGGGGUACUGCUCACCUGUACAUACCAUUGCCCCAACCUGCCAGGUGCCGUGGGAGCCCCCCAGGUGCUGGGGACACACUCUUCCCGCCCCAGGCCAUGCCCCCACCAACCCCUGCGUGUUUCUGCCCUGUGACUCCUGGAACCUGCCUCCUCCCCAAAGCCAUGGGGGGUGGGUGUCCUCCUCAGACCACGCCCCCAGAUGAUUUUUUUAAAUAAAGAAAUGAACGCACCUG